This is a messenger RNA of Penicillium argentinense, 870 nucleotides long. RefSeq names its product cytochrome c1 heme lyase CYT2. The record is from RefSeq and is a predicted model, not a curated record. The transcript has a single exon. NCBI's taxonomy places the organism in Eukaryota, Fungi, Ascomycota, Eurotiomycetes, Eurotiales, Aspergillaceae. Gene Ontology annotation, cellular component: mitochondrion. Gene Ontology annotation, molecular function: holocytochrome-c synthase activity. The coding region runs from base 1 to 870 and encodes 289 amino acids. Gene Ontology annotation, biological process: cytochrome c-heme linkage.
AUGGGAGCCACUGCCAGCACAUCUUCCGCAGAGCCGCCUGCGGCGACCUGCCCUGUAGACCACAAGACCCGUGAGGUGUGGUUGCAACAACACGGCAACAAUGCACCCCAUCCCCCGUCCUCUGCGGCUCCCGAACAACUACCAACAACAAAGCAACGACCAUUAUCAACCGACCGAGAAGUUAGCAGCAUUCCGCGGGCCGGCGAUCAGAUUGCAGCACAAGCCUGUCCCGAGGCAAACAAACAACCGCCGUCGCCGUACGCUGCCGCGAAUGCAAAUGCCGCGUCGCACGGCUACCCGUCCAACGCCGAGUCUGAAACUGGCCAUGACGAGGCCAGCGGCAACUGGAUAUAUCCGUCUGAGAAACAGUUUUUCGAAGCCCUGAUGCGCAAGGGCAAUACGCCAACAUCGACUUCCUCGGCCUCGGAACUCGCGACAUCGGUCGCCUCGAUUAUCCCCAUUCACAACGCCGUCAACGAGCGCGCAUGGAAGCAGAUCCUCGACUGGGAGGGCAAGGCCCCUUCAUCAGACCCUGGUAGCAAGAAGUGCGGUGGACCUAAAUUAUACUCUUUCCGUGGUCUCGGAGUCGACCCUCAGUUCCUCAGUCCCCGGGCCCGAAUCAAUUCAUGGCUUGGAUACCAGCUCCCGUUCGAUCGACACGAUUGGGUUGUUGAGCGAUGUGAUGGUGAGCGUAUCGAGUAUGUCAUUGAUUUCUACCAGGGUAAGACCACGGGAACGAAUGGCAACCCGGCGGGUCUGGCUGGAAAUGCUGGGCCUGGAAAGCUUAGCUUCUAUCUCGACGUGCGGCCAAAAUUGAACAGCUAUGAAGGCUGGAGGAUGAGAUUCUAUCAAUAUGUGGGUCUCCAGUAA